UGUAUAGUCAUUCAUGCCUAACUUCAUCUUUGCUUUUAUCGUUUUUCUUGGAUAUGAUAAUAUCCAUUAUUUUUAUUUUUAUUUAUAUAUUUUAUUUGUUUUUGUUUGAAGUCUGAACUCUGAAGCUUCCUUUGAAUUUAUUAUCUAUCAUUUUAGUUAUUUGUUAGAGACAGUCCCUCUGAGUCAAUCGAAAACCCUCUCCUUUGAAUGAUUUUCUUUCUGCAUCCUUUGCUUAGAUUCUUGAGUAAAUUCUGGAAAAAAAGCAGAUUUUUGUCUAGGAGGUUUUGUGUUCUGCUAACUGUAUCUCUCACUAUGGAUCCUUGAAGGUCUGCUGGGUUGGGGUUUGUUUUACGUUGGGAACCUGAAUUGAAUUUGCAGCCUUGUUGGAAGACGUAUUGCAGUUAUAAGAUGACUCAGGAGAGCUGUUGUGAAAUUGACGGAACCUAUGGGAGAUUUUGGGGUUAGGGUUCCUGAAUUCCGGGUUUUCUUUAAUUGGGUGGGCUUGACGAAUUACUGAAGGUGGUUACUUACUUCUGUAUUGAUCGCCUGGUCCUAUUCUCGAGGUGAUGGUUCAACUCAGCUUCCAUUGUUGGGUUCUUCAGUGAUCAAUGGACAAGGAAGUUGCAAACCCUAAUAGCUGCAAAAAUAAGCUAUCAGCAAAGAUUGAGUCUCAAAAGUUUGUGAUUCGUUCUGAUAGGGACGAGGACAAUGAAUCAAGCUCUUUGUUGUCGCCUCGAAGAGGUGGAAUGUCAAAAAAGCCGAGGAAGGCACGGCGGAAAGUCCAGUGGAAUGAUAGAAAUGGUAAUAAUCUUGUGGAAGUUUUGGAAUUCCAACCAAGAUGGAUGUCCAAACUCUAUACUCUUUUAUUCCUGGGAACUGGAACAUCUUAAAUGCCAAAAUCCAUAAAUAGUCUUCUGGCUUGAUUUUAGGCAGUUGGCAACACAUCUUGGGGCUCUUAUGAACAAAUAAAGGAAAGAUAUAUCUUUAGUUUUUGUUGUUUUUCAUUUUAUUGGCAGGAAGUUGCAAAACUGCCUAUCCUACAAUGUAACUAAAAAGAGAGAUUAAACUCCCCUGAGACCUUUAUCUGACUGUAAAGCUACAGCUUCAACAUCACAUUUUUCUUUUUCUUUCCUUUAUUUAACUGUUCUCCCUAAGCACAGAUGUACUUCUUACCCCUCUACUUUUGAGGUCUUGCCAGUAGCCACAUCUGCAAUCUUCCAGCAGUAUUCAAUUGUUAGCAUUUUCCAAGUAUUAUGUUAAGAGGUAUAUUGUUUAUUGCUUUAUAUGUUUAACCCCGGAGGGGAUGAUAAAGCUUCCAAAAAUGAUGUGUCUUUUAUGUGUUAUAAAAGUUUGUGGACCUAACAUAUAACACACUUCUGGAAAUAGUCCAUUGUUACUACUUCAGUAAACCUUCACUUAUGUCUCAAGAAAAAGAAGUGCAUGCAUCUUUUAAAAUCUUGUUUUCUUGUGUCAGAUCUAGAAUGAAAAAGAACUAAUAUUUCAUGCUUCAUGAACAUAACAUUUCUACUUGAACAUGUAAAAGAAAAGGUUCCAGUGGAGAAUAUAAUCUUGCAUGUGUGAUGAUAGAUAUAGAAAGAAUAGUUGUUGAUAGAAUGCUAAUCGCUUGAUCAUUAAUCUUCAUUCUUCAUUCCUCGUUUUUUUAUGUAUUAUCUUAACUUCAUUCAUGAUCUCAUGUUUG
Molecule: messenger RNA, 1699 nt
Organism: Nelumbo nucifera (sacred lotus)
Lineage: Eukaryota; Viridiplantae; Streptophyta; Magnoliopsida; Proteales; Nelumbonaceae
Source: RefSeq, a predicted model, not a curated record